Molecule: messenger RNA, 3413 nt
Organism: Salarias fasciatus (jewelled blenny)
Lineage: Eukaryota; Metazoa; Chordata; Actinopteri; Blenniiformes; Blenniidae
Product: TBC1 domain family member 10A
Exons: 9
Coding region: 483-2006 (507 amino acids)
Biological process (GO): regulation of GTPase activity
Molecular function (GO): small GTPase binding; GTPase activator activity
Source: RefSeq, a predicted model, not a curated record
GCAGAGGAGAGCCACACUGGCUCCACAAAUCUGUCCAGCAGCUGCCUGGGGAUGACAGGACAGCUCUCCGAGACUGUAAACUAGAGCUUUAACCGGCUGACAUGGUCAGUAAGUGAAUAACUAUGAAAAGCGGAAUGCUAGCGGAGUGUUGGGUUAGUUGAAGUUGGACUUCAUUCAGUCUGGAGUUGGUUCGAGCACUUGAAGCUAACUCUGUUAGCAAAUCGCCGCGAGCGAGCUAACGUUAAAUCAGAAUCUGCCUUUAAGUUAACCCAGCGCGCUCAAACUUAACCCGUUUGGUGCUUUUAUGGUUUGUGUCGCGGAGAUAUAUGUUUCUUGUGUCGUUUUAAAGCGUGUAGCUGUGAAGUUCUAACAUCUGGGGCGUCGAUGCAGUUUGUUUGGAGCACAGAUGCGGGAGCGGAGCAGAUCUGACUCGGGCUGUCAACGUUAGCUGUCCCGGCUAGCCACCUAGCUCCCCGCUAGCCAUGGCCAAAAUAGAGAACGGCCGUCAAUCGGCGGACACAAGAAGCAUCAGGACCAUCAGCAGCAGCCGAAUGGACGACGAAAGCUCCCUGGGAUCCGACUCGGAGAUCAAUGGCUUCACCAGCGACCGACAGACCGAUAAAUACGGAUUUAUUGGCGGGGCGCAGCAGUACUCGGAGGACUCGGCUCAGGACGUUCCUCCAGAGGUGCUCAGGCAAAGGGAGGUGAAAUGGCUGGACAUGCUCAGCCACUGGGACAAGUGGAUGAUCAAGAGAUUCAACAAGGUGAGGCUGCGGUGCCAGAAAGGAAUCCCUCCCGCCCUGCGAGGCCGUGCAUGGCUCUACCUGUCAGGGGGGAAGGUGAAGAGAGAGCAGAACCAAGGGAAGUUUCAGGAGCUGGACAGUCAGCCUGGAGACCCAAAAUGGGUGGAUGUGAUCGAGAAAGACCUCCAUCGACAGUUUCCAUUUCAUGAGAUGUUUGUCUCUCGAGGAGGACACGGGCAGCAGGACCUGUUUCGUGUUCUCAAAGCGUACACGCUCUACAGACCGGAGGAGGGAUACUGCCAGGCUCAGGCUCCCAUCGCUGCUGUGUUGCUCAUGCACAUGCCUGCUGAGGAUGCCUUCUGGGGGCUGGUCCAAAUCUGUGAGAAGUAUCUGCCCGGCUACUACAGUCCUGGCCUGGAAGCAAUACAGCUCGACGGAGAGAUCCUGUUUGCUCUGCUGCGACGUGCUUCCCCGCUGGCCUUCCGGCAUCUGGAGAAACAUAAGAUCGACCCCAUCCUCUACAUGACGGAGUGGUUCAUGUGUGCCUUCUCCCGAACCCUGCCCUGGGCAUCCGUGCUGCGCGUCUGGGACAUGUUCCUCUGUGAUGGGGUGAAAAUAAUCUUCCGUGUCGGUUUGGUGCUGCUUAAGUGUAUGUUGGGAACCCGUGAGAAGCUGAAGACCUGCCAGGGCCAGUAUGAGACUAUGGAGCUCCUCCGAGCCGUGGAGCCCCGCUACAUGCAGGAGGGCUUUCUAGUUCGAGAGAUCCUCGAGGUGCCGGUGACGGCGCGAGACGUGGAAAGGGAGCAUCACUCGCAGCUGAAGCGCUGGAGAAAGAACCGCGGAGAGCUGAACUUCAAGCCGCCACCCAGGAUGCACGGCGCCCGGCUGAUCAUGCUGGCGGAGCCGCCGCGGCGCCAGGACCUGCAGCAGAACCCCACCAUCGUGCUGGAGGGGCCCCCGACCGCCGCGCAGCUCAAGAAGGGCAAGGAGGAGAAAAAGAGCAAGAAGAAGAGGAGCAUGAAGAAGCCCAAGCCCAUAGAGGAGAUCCCUAACCCCUACCCUCUGCUCAGUGACCCUCCGCCGGCGCCCUCUGACCCCCCUCCGCCCCCUCCGGACGUCGGCGUGACGCCGGAGCCCGUGCCACAGACAGACUCGCCUCAGCAGCAGGACGCCCCCGCUGCAGAAAGCCCCCCGGCCGAUGAGUCCACCCUGCAGCGAUCCACACAAAGCCUUAGCAGCACAGAGCAGGACACGUACCUGUAACUCUGCAACCAUUAAUGUGUGUGUGAGAGAGAGAGUGUGUGUAUGGAAGUUGACAAAGCACCAGCACGAUACCAGUCAACAAAAAGCCAGCCGUGCCAAAGUUUCCCACUGGCUGCGUUACUAUUAACGGACUACUUUGUACUCGUGUAUUCAGUUUUAGACACAGUUUUGCCUUCGAUAUCUUCAGCACACACUAAAGCAGACUUGCUGAGUGUAAAAAUACUUUAACGCUUUGUGCCAUCGCUCACCGUGACGCGGACGCCGCCUCUUCCCGCGACGCCUGCCGCGUCCGUCCAGACCUGGAGUCUUACUGUCGUCUCUGAAGUGAGGAGCACAGUGUUUGGUUACGGUAAGGCGGCGCCAACGUCUUUAACAUUUCUGUUCGGUUUCCAGUUCAGUUCAACACUAUCAACCGGUCCGACUGUGCAGCUGAGGAUGCAGACUGAAAAACACACGGCGCGUCUCAGCUUCUCGGGUUCAUUCCAGAGUUUGUCCACUAGAGGGCGGCCUUCCAGAGGUUUCUGCUUUUCAUUCCUGUUAAGUGUUUCAUCGAAGCACAGAUGAGAUUCACUGAGUUUUGGGAGGUAAUCUUCGAUUGAAGACAAUACUACACUGACCUCGUAAAAAGUCCUGAAAGUUAUUUAUUUAAUGAACACUUCAGAUGGGUUGUUACAUAAAGGAUCACUUCAUUCAGAGCGAGUCUGUGCUCUUCAGCUCCUCACUGUGCCAGACACCUCCAGCCUCUGCAGAGCGGCAGGACCCCCCCUGAUAGCCGGGUCAGCGGGGAGGACGGCGCUGGACAUUCCUCACUGUAUCGCACAUUCCUGCCUUGGUUGCAGCUAAUCCAUUAAACGGCGCUCUCUUGCCAAAUGCAGAUCUUGCAUAUUGUACAUGCUCGUGCAUGUUUCUGCUGUCGCACUCGGGUAGGCGAGUGAUUGCAAAUCAUCUAAUGGUGCUGACAGUUUUCCUCUUGGCACUAUUUGGUGUCCGCCUGGAGCCAAUGAGACAUCUGGUCAAACUUUUUUAUUUUUUUUUUUCCAAGUGUAUUUUGCUAGAAAUUCCAAAGCAAACUAAGACUGCGACUUGUGAUGUACACUUGUGCUCUCUCUCAGGAGAUCAUGGGAUUUCAAGUGUUUCUGGGAUAAUCGUAGCAUCUCGUUCCUCUUUUAACAACCUGCCUUAUAUGUUUGGGAAACAUUAAGACCUGCAGCAAUUUCACAACACGUGACAAUCUUUUUGUUUCUCUGUGACCGUUACAGUUUCUUCUUCAAUUCGUCGGAAUGGUAAAGGGAGUUUUAACAUGAGCACACACUUGUAAAAUGUGUUUAAUAUAUUUAAAGUCUGUUGAAAGAAAAAAAAAAUAGCCUUGCUUGGUCAACUUCAGAAGUACUUUGGGCCUUUAAAAGA